AUGACCGAAAAUAUUGACCCUCGUAAACCUUCAUUUCCACCGUCAAUUACCGUUGACAAAAUAGUCAAAAUUCAUUUGAAAAAAGGUCUUAUUAACGUUAAUAAAACGUUAAAUUCCUUUCUUAUUUAUAGAAUGGUUUAUAUUCACGAAGCACCAAAAAAUUCUAAAAAUAACCCUCUGUUAGCAAGUAAAUCAUGGAGGGAUGAACCAGAAGAUGUUAAAAAAUUUUACAAAGAAUUAGCAGAUAAUGUUAAGGCUAA
Messenger RNA from Acaulospora morrowiae, 260 nucleotides. The record is from the annotation of a GenBank genome assembly. NCBI's taxonomy places the organism in Eukaryota, Fungi, Glomeromycota, Glomeromycetes, Diversisporales, Acaulosporaceae.